GUCUUCUGGGCUGAGACCAGCAAACAGUCUACUUCUGUGCCAUUCUCGGGAUGGGGCACUGUCCAAUUCUGCUCACUCUCGAGGAGAGAGGUGUGUGUCUGUUGUGGGGGUGGCUUUCCUCAUCUGACUCACAGCCUGCACCGGUGGUCUCUGCCUCAGAGCAGCUGGCCUUGGUGAUAGGGGGCAUCAUUGGGGGACUGCUGCUGCUGGUAAUCGGAGUGAGCUGUUGUCUGUGGAGGAGGCUUUGCGCCACCUUUACCUAUGAGGAGCUGCCAGAGACACCAGACCCGGCCACCACCUCUUCCUUCAGCAGACGAGAAGACAGGCCCUGCCCAUAUGCUGGGACCCCACCUGGCAGGCCACCAAGUGUACCAUUUGUUGUACCCCCUUCUCACCAAGGCCGAGACUGGGUGCCCCUACAUGCUGGAGAUGGGGCUCCGGCCUCACAGGACCCCUGUCCUGUUCCAGAGCACAUGCCCUAUACUUCCAGUGCCAGCCCUGGAGAUGCAUGUGUAAUCGGGAACAUCAACCCAGAAUUGUACAAGUCCCCAGAGGACACGAGUGAGACAGACUUCCCUGAUGGCUGCCUGGGCCGGCUCUGGUUCUCCGUGGAGUACCAACAGGAGUCUGAGCGGUUGCUGGUGGGCCUGAUCAAGGCUCGGCAACUGCAGGUCCCCUCGGAGACCUGCAGCCCCCUGGUGAAGCUCCACCUGCUGCCCGAUGAACGGCGCUUCCUCCAGUCCAAGACAAAACGCAAAACCUGCAACCCACAGUUUGAUGAGAACUUCGUCUUCCAGGUGUCUAGCAGAAGCGUUACCCAGAGAGUGCUGAAGUUCUCCGUGUACCAUGUAAACAGGCAAAGGAAGCACCAGCUCCUUGGGCAGGUGCUGUUCCCGCUGAAGAAUGAGACCCUGGCAGGGGACCGCCACCAUAUCAUCUGGAGAGAUCUAGAAGCUGAGAACCUGGAGCCUCCCUCGGAAUUUGGUGACCUCCAGUUCUGCCUCAGCUACAAUGACUACCUGAACCGCCUGACAGUGGUUGUGCUCCGUGCCAAAGGUCUCCAGCUCCAGGAGGACAGGGGUGUUGUCAGUGUGUUUGUCAAAGUGUCUCUGAUGAAUCACAACAAAUUCAUCAAGUGCAAGAGGACUUCUGCCGUCCUGGGCUCUGUCAACCCCGUGUACAACGAAACCUUCAGCUUCAAGGCUGACCCCAGUGAGCUGGACACUGCCAGCCUCAGCCUGACGGUGCUGCAGAUCACAGAAGGGGACAAGAGCUACCCACUGGGCCGUGUGGUGGUGGGCCCCUACAUGUACACCCGAGGCAGAGAGCUGGAGCACUGGGACGAGACGCUCCGGAGGCCCAAGGAGCUGGUGAAGCGCUGGCAUGCCCUGUGCCGCCCCACAGAGCCCUGAGCCAUGCCACGACCUCACUCUGCUUUGGAAACUCGUGUCCUCCCUGUUACAUGCAACACCACAGCAUGGACAUCUCAUCCUACGUUUAGAGCACGGUGGGGCUAGCCUGAGCCAGUGGCCCAUGAGUGUUCAUGUGCAGGAGGGAAAGGGGACAAAGAAGCCCAGAUUGGACCAGUGUCUGUGGCCAAGAGCCUCUCUCAACCCACCUCACCCCUCCUGACCUGUGGGGCUGCCUGGGCUUGGAACCCGGACUUCUGAUCAUCAAGGUCGUGACCUAGAAUAGGAUGUCAGGUGUUGAGAACUGAUAUUUCAUUUGGUGGAGCACAGCUACAUAUACUGAAUGGGAGUGCAGUGUGAGCGGGGUCCCACCACUUUGGGAAGCUGGUGAUGGGUUGAGUCCACAACUGCAUUGGUUUUCAAGCUGGGGUUUCUCUGUCUUCCACCCAGCAGAGCAAAAAACACACAUCUCUCUGGGGGGCACAACAGACCUGUUGAGCAGCCCACCCACAUACAGGAGGUCAACGAGUGAUCAGCACAGCUUACUGGGUAGCCCUUCCCUGGAGCCAUAAUGCAUGGCAACCAAAAUUAUGUGAAGUCUUGUCCACAGCCAUCCUCAGAAUGCCACACCACACCCUAGGCCCUCAGGUGAUCUGUGGCUGGUUUUUGUGCUCAUCUGAUUAACAGGAUUUGGCAUUCAGCUCCCGACUCUUACUUUGGACAGGUGAGUCCAUGGGAUCAUGGUAUUGUCCAGAAGACUGAUGACAGUGGCAUGACUGUGCCCUGGUAGGUAGGUAUAAAUCUCUUAGGUUAGUGGUCCCCACAAUCAAAGUCACUGUCACCAAAUGCCCAUUACUGUACUGAUGGGUAGGCACUGUAUCUGUUGUUUCCAUGUGCAUCUGUACCCUAAGCCGCAGACUGACAGAGUCAAUGCUGUGUCUCCAUGUGCAUCUGUACCCUAAGCCGCAGACUGACAGAGUCAAUGCUGUGUCUCCAUGUGCAUCUGUACCCUAAGCCGCAGACUGACAGAGUCAAUGCUGUGUCUCCGUGUGCAUCUGUACCCUAAGCCGCAGACUGACAGUCAAUGCUGUGUCUCCGUGUGCAUCUGUACCCUAAGCCGCAGACUGACAGAGUCAAUGCUGUGUCUCCAUGUGCAUCUGUACCCUAAGCCGCAGACUGACAGUCAAUGCUGUGUCUCCGUGUGCAUCUGUACCCUAAGCCGCAGACUGACAGAGUCAAUGCUGUGUGUCCAUGUGCAUCUGUACCCUAAGCCGCAGACUGACAGAGUCAAUGCUGUGUGUCCAUGUGCAUCUGUACCCUAAGCCGCAGACUGACAGAGUCAAUGCUGUGUCUCCUUGUGCAUCUGUACCCUAAGCCGCAGACUGACUGAGUCAAUGCGGCUGUUAUGUAACUAAAGCAGAGUGGCCCACCUGUGUCUCUCUUGCUGUGUGUAAUGAAAUGACUUCAGCAAACGCAGCAGUGACCCUUAUCUGUGUCUGUUUAGCUCCACUUCUCAUUUCCGUCAAUACACAAAUACAAGUUUUGCCUGACUGGUCCAGAUGGACAGACCAUCAUGUGUUUGCUUCUUCCUACUCUUUUUACUUACACAUUCUCAGUGUGAUCCACACUACAGAGGCUUCUAAUAGCUUCAUCGCACACACACAGACGGCUCCUUAUGCCUGUGGGGCAGGCCACUGAAGUGGAACUGUUAUGCUUCAUCUGGAGCCCUGAGGCAAUGGAUGCCACCACCCCCAUGUUUCCACUUGAGACUCAUGAUUGACAUGGUCUUUCUCGGAUGACAAGGGAAAGUGGGUUGGCUGGUGCAUCUGAUAGGUCUCUAAAACACUGAAAUGGCAAGAAAUCAGCAGGCUGUGUGCUCUGAGGGGUUAAAGGAGGGGCCGCCACAUUGUACAGACAUGUAUAGACAUAGAAGCACAAAGAAAUAUGCAGAUUUUCAGGGGCCAGUGUGAGCUCUCAGGGGCUGUCUCAAAUCCUGUCUGCAUGUGACUCUAGCAGAAACUCCUUUUACAUUCCCAUAAAAUACCUUAGAAUAAGGUGAUAAGUUCCUCAGAA
This is a messenger RNA of Peromyscus eremicus (cactus mouse), 3482 nucleotides long. RefSeq names its product synaptotagmin-15. The transcript is spliced from 7 exons. The coding region runs from base 51 to 1412 and encodes 453 amino acids. Gene Ontology annotation, molecular function: calcium-dependent phospholipid binding; phosphatidylserine binding; calcium ion binding. Gene Ontology annotation, biological process: regulation of calcium ion-dependent exocytosis; cellular response to calcium ion; calcium-ion regulated exocytosis. NCBI's taxonomy places the organism in Eukaryota, Metazoa, Chordata, Mammalia, Rodentia, Cricetidae. The record is from RefSeq and is a predicted model, not a curated record.